This is a messenger RNA of Pomacea canaliculata, 204 nucleotides long. RefSeq lists its product as uncharacterized. The transcript has 3 exons. The record is from RefSeq and is a predicted model, not a curated record. NCBI's taxonomy places the organism in Eukaryota, Metazoa, Mollusca, Gastropoda, Architaenioglossa, Ampullariidae. The annotation marks the transcript as partial.
CAACAGCCGAACAGCCAACAGCCAACAGCCAACAGAACAGCCAACAGCCAACAGCAACAGCCAACAGCCAACAGCAACAGCCAAGCAGCCAACAGCCAAACAGCAGACAGCCAACACCAAACAAUCGGGACUGGUGUUGUUGAUGCCUUUUUACAUCUGGCUGCGCUAUGGCUUGUCACCCGUGACCCUUGUGUAAAGUUCUGA